GCAUGACUACCGGCCAAUCUGCCAUGGCAGCUCGUCACAUAGUAGAUGGUCAACCACGGCGACGGCCUCCCCAGGGACGACCACGAAAACCUCACUAUUUAAAAAUGUUAUCACCUCUCUCCCGUCGUCUGCAAACUAUCCAUCUCUGUUCAGCGUUCGCUACUUUUCAGCAAAGGUGAAGCAAAAUGUUUUUGAAAUUGAGGUUUUAACUUUCUACUAGCUCUUUCUGUUCAAGUCAUGGAGUCUUUGAAAACACGUUCAAUGGCUCAAGCUUCCCGCACUUGGGUGUCAAAGACUGGUGCUUUCGUCCCCACCCCUUCAACUAUUCGUAAUUUUAUUUCGAAAGAUCAGACAUCCCAGUUUCCCGCAGAAUCUGGAAGAUACCAUCUUUAUUUAUCUUAUGCAUGCCCGUGGGCAUCUAGGUGUCUAGCAAUUUUGAAACUCAAAGGGCUUCAAAAGGCCAUCAGUUACACGGUGGUCAAACCAUUAUUUGAAAGGACCAAGGAGACUGAUGAGCAUUUUGGAUGGGUCUUUCCUGCUUCCAGCACAGAAGAAGUUGGGGCUGAUCCUGAUCAUUUGAAUGGAGCCAAGAGUGUCAGGGAACUGUAUGAGCUUGGAAGCUCAAAUUAUUCGGGAAGAUAUUCUGUCCCUGUUCUUUGGGAUAAAAAACUCAAAAAAAUUGUAAAUAAUGAGAGCUCAGAAAUAAUCCGCAUGUUCAACACAGAAUUCAAUGAAAUAGCGGAAAAUGCUGAUUUGGACUUGUACCCCUCUCACCUACGAGCAGUAAUUGAUGAAGUCAAUGAAUGGGUUUUUGAUGCGAUAAACUAUGGUGUUUAUAAGUGUGGGUUUGCCAUAAAACAAGGGCCUUAUGAUGAGGCCGUUAUCAAGUUAUAUGAUGUCUUAGACAAAUGCGAGGACAUACUGAGCAAGCAACGUUAUAUUUGUGGGAAUGAAUUCACAGAAGCUGAUAUUCGUCUUUUCGUAACUUUGAUAAGGUUUGAUGAGGUUUAUUCAGUUCAUUUCAAAUGCAAUAAGAAACUCCUACGCGAAUAUCCAAAUCUGUUCAAUUACACUAAAGACAUUUACCAAAUUCCUGGCAUCAGCAGCACCGUUAACAUGGAACACAUAAAGAAGCACUACUAUGGAAGCCAUACCAGUAUUAAUCCGCACGGAGUCAUUCCAAUUGGUUCCAGCACAGAUUACUCUGCUUCUCAUGACAGAGAUAGAUUUAAUAAUUAACCCUGUUUGUUUUGGCUGAUUGGAAAAGCACUUAUGUUUGUUUAGUAGUUUUCUGCUAAUGUAUGUUGUGACAUAUACGUAAUUAUGAUUUCGUUUGGGACAGCUUUCUUAUUGCAUAAGAAAAUGUAAAGAACACUAACUUAUCAAGCCUAAAUUAUUGGGCUGA
Molecule: messenger RNA, 1405 nt
Organism: Dendrobium catenatum
Lineage: Eukaryota; Viridiplantae; Streptophyta; Magnoliopsida; Asparagales; Orchidaceae
Product: glutathionyl-hydroquinone reductase YqjG
Exons: 6
Coding region: 238-1239 (333 amino acids)
Cellular component (GO): cytoplasm
Molecular function (GO): glutathione transferase activity
Source: RefSeq, a predicted model, not a curated record